AUGCUACGAUGCGAGCAGCCCCACACGCAACCGCUCCCUCUCUCUCUCUCUGCUGCAGCGCAUGCCAUCCUUCCAUCAUCCUUUCGCCUUCUUCUACCAUCUCUCUCUCUCUCUGUAACAAACCAUCACUGCGCUCCCCAUUUUUCAAAGCCGCGUUUCAUCUCUUCUCUCUCAAAGUCUGGCCCUUUUUGCACGUGUCCCGUACUCUUCUCCAUUUCCGAGUCUUAUCCAAAUAUGAAGCCAUCUUUGAUAAUAAUUGAAGAUAAAGAAGAACCUUGAUUUUUGCUGUCAUGGAGGUUAAGCCAUGGCAUGACAAGCUGCAGAGAGAGGUAUAUGAGAACUUUGCCGUUCUCUAUGCUAUAAUCAAAGCUACUGAAGAGCUGGAGAAGGCUCAUGUCCGGGACAUCGUCUUGCCAGCAGAGCGGAAACGUGAUUGCCAAAAGCAAAUUGCCCGCUUCAAAGCAUUGGCUUCCACACUCAAAACCACUGUUCCAAGCUUUGAGCGGUUCCACGAGGACCAUGACACCUACAAAAUGGAUUGCCUGGCAGCCUCAAAUUGCUUCAUCCUUUCAGGGGAUCCUGAAACAGUUGAAUACAGGGCAGCUGAAGCAAUGCCAGCCGCUAAUUUGGCUGCCUCUGUGGCGGAGUAUGCCCUGAACUUCAUUAUGGCAAUGGGUGUGUGGGAACUGAAUAUGGUUGCUAUCAGUCAGGUCCACCAAUUACCCUCAGAACUUUCUGCUUCAGUCAACAAGCUUACCAUCGUAGCCCCAGAUUUUGAGGUGAAGACAAACAUGGAGUGGAUUACGAGAUUUUUGAAGACGAGGGCAGCUAAUGAGUUGACAGAGAAGCAGGCUCGGCAGCUUCACUUUGAUUUGGAGUACAACCCGUCCAUGGCGGCAUUGCCCACUGCUGGGACUUGACCAACUGGGGUAAGCCUGUAAAUAAGCAGUCACGGUGUUGAUUUGCUUUUGCGGCUUGUUCAUAUAAUGAAGUUGCUUUUUUGGCAACUUGAUAGAACCUUGAUGAUUAUUUGAGGGGAUUGUGGCUCAUAUUGUGACACUUUUGUAUGCUGUCAUGUCGUUGGGGCUGGGAUUUUCAGUGCUUUAAGUGAUCAUUUCUGCUUAAUAAAAUUGUCUUUUGUUCAAAUCAUAGUGUAAAUUGGUCUUGCUUCUCGAUCUUUGAUCAUCAUUUUCUUGAUGUAUUUGGUGAUACCAUUAUAGCUUUUCAGUUUUUGGUCAUUUGAUAGCAUAUUAUGUGAUGCAAUUAUGUUAAUUUUACUCUAUGGAAAGAAGUUGCCUUGCCUUGUUGCUUUGAGAUCUUGGGUAUGUCCGUUUGUAUAAUUCACAAAGGUACAUGUGCUCGCUCAUAUUGGAUGAAACUGUGCCAAAGAAAGAGCAGCGGUUUACUGCAUCUUUGGGUUUAGUGACUAGAACUGGGUUAAUGAAUUUAAUGCUGUUAUUCCAAAACAUUGUAAUAGAAAUAAAUGGAACCGGCUUAUUUCAAGAAUGAAAUUGUGUUCUUGGAAGCAAAAGCUAGCUCCUGUAAGUUCAUUUUUUUGUUCAAAUAGGAGCUUUUAACUUAUUGCUCACUAGUACUUAUGCUCUUUCUAGUAUCGAAGAGAAUCACGUUUGUUGCAUGAUAUCCAUUAUUAGUGGUUCAAGUAUAUAUCUUACACCGAGAUACAUGAUGAGGGAAAGUAAUUACAAUUGAGAAGUUCCCUUUUCAGUAUGUGAUGUAAUGUAACACACUUUGUGAAACGCGGAAGGAUCUAACUACGCGCUUUAUGUAUGCACACAAAUAAGUAAUAUGCCUAUAUGUUACAACACUUAGGUUCUCUGGGCACUCCUCUAGUGCAAGCCAGCCCUCGAUUAUGGCGCCUUCCUACUUUGGAAACAACAAUGGUAGUAAGACGGGUAGAAGAAUGAGUACAACAAGGAUAAUUCCCAGGAUGAUGGCGUAGCAUGUCCACUUCCUCGAGCUCUUCUGGUAUUCCCUGGCCUCUUGAAGCUGCUCGGUCCCUCUUCUCACGAACGAACUUGCAUGUGCUACAUGGCUUUCAAUGCUAUUGAGGUGCUGCCCCUGAGCUUCCACAAGUGCAGCCAUGUCCAGGAACACCUGAUGCAGCUCGAGUAAAUUCUUCUCUAUCUCCUUCACUGCAUCAUGUCUUUCUUGAAUCUCUGAUAUGGUGUCAAGAAUCUGACCUCUGCCUUGUUCCUGAAUGGCCUUUUGUAGGAAACUUUCACUCUCGCCGCUUGCUAUCAAGUUUUCAAUCAUGUCUUCCUCAGGCUUCUCUCCGGUGAUUGUGAAAUACCUGCGCCCAACCGUUUCCUUGUAUUCAUCUGCCAUUUGGGUUCGCAAGGCCUGAAAAUCAUCCAUCAUGCCUUUGAGUUUCUUUCCCAAUCCGCUGACCACUGAAACCCUGGUACGAUCGGCAGAUGACCCCGGACCCUGACCGGGGAGUUUCCGGUGAGCCGCAUUCGACCGGUCAAGGGCUUCAAGCUUCUUCUUAAUGAUCUUGACCUGCUUCAGGACCUGUUCAACAUCUGAGUCCAUCUGGGCUCUGAGCUGUUUCAUGGUUUUGGCAUUGUGGACAGUCUUGCUCUUUUCAUUGGAUUCCUGCAAUUUCUUGUGCAAUUGCUCAACUAUUUUCAUGUCAUCUUUCACAUUCUCAACAUCCCGAAAGAAACUAUCAAGAUUAUCCUCCUCGUUUCCGGCUUGUCUCUCCACAUCAUCUUGGCAAGUCUGUUGCCUAAGAUCUGUGUACUUUUUGAAUGAACCCGAAAACAAAUCGUUCAUCUUGGCUACUAUUGUCUAUCAAUCUUCCUUCUGCAAAUUGGUCUUCCGUACCAUGAAUGAAACCCAGAUCGAACAAAGAGUCAAAGAGAACCCAAUCAAACUCUCUUCUUUUGCCAACUGAUUUUCUCUCUCUGUAAUAUUGUGCAUAAACACAGUAGAAGGAAGGAAAUUGGUUGGGAAGGAUGGUUUAGAAAACAACCCUGUCCCUGAGCUUGGUGGUAUUUUAUCUCCUGGCUGAUUUAUUUGAAGAUUCUGAUGGCUUUUGGCUUAAGCCUUAAUCACAUGUUGGAGAUUAUGUUUGGCCAAAGAAACCUAAAACUGAACCAAUGGGGUUAGCUAAAAUAGCUAAUGCCCCUAAAAACUUGGAACUUGGCAGGUACCCCUAAAAGUAGAAAUUAGUCUGACUUGGUCAUCCCUAUUCUUUCCUUCCAUUAACUAAGACAAUGUAUAUAUACACAUUUUCUUUGACCUCCAUUGUCUAUGGUUCUUUAUUUCUACUUUCUCCUUUUCCGUCCUAUCCAUUUUUCCUUCGUUGGAGGGGUUAAACCCAAUCUUAUCCAAGUUAUAAAUUAAAUUUGAGAUCUAGUAUUAAUUCAUAUUUUAUUUUGAUAGUUAGAAAUGAGUGUCACCUCCUAAUACAAGCUACCAUUUCAUCAACAAUGUAAUACGUAAAUUAAGAUUUAAUUAAACAACACUUUUUGAAGAUUAUUUAAUACGUAAAUCAAAAUUGAUUUCCAAAGCUUUUAUGUUUUUUUUUUUAUAAAACUAAAUAUAGCUUAUAACUUGUACAUGUCUAAUGAGCUAAUGACUUCAACUUUCAAUCUCUUAGUUCCAAGUUAUUUUCCAUACAUAGAUAAUGAAGAUAUAAUUUAUGGGAUUAUCACGAAACUUAGGAACAGAUAAACCAAUAAUAAAAAUAAGUGCUUUUUAUAAUUCAAAGACCACUCAGUUGUCAGUUCAUCUAUAUCCCCCAAGUCAAGUCAAGUUGCAUGUACAAUUACCAAUUUUGACAAGAAUAGAAAUAACUCAGAAGGAGACGCUAGGAUAAAUUACAACAUAUCUAUACACUAUAUAUGUAUAUAUAACAUUCUAUAAAAUUAAACUGACAUCUCUCAGUCAAAUGUUAAUAAGGAAUACAUAAAAUUUUAUAACUUCAAAGAUACUUCAUAGUAUAUAUCUAACCUCAAAAGAUACUUUGACACCACAGUGUAUUUUGGCAAAGACAGCCACGGAGUUAAAAUAUACCUGCAAGCAAGCAAUUCCUUUGCCGGGAAAAAGCGAAAGGGAGAAGUAAAAGCAGAGUUUAGCAACAAAAAAAAAA
Diospyros lotus (date-plum) is the source of this 4117-nucleotide messenger RNA. RefSeq names its product vacuolar protein sorting-associated protein 28 homolog 2. Gene Ontology annotation, cellular component: ESCRT I complex. The record is from RefSeq and is a predicted model, not a curated record. The transcript is spliced from 2 exons. Gene Ontology annotation, molecular function: protein-containing complex binding. The coding region runs from base 291 to 920 and encodes 209 amino acids. Gene Ontology annotation, biological process: protein transport to vacuole involved in ubiquitin-dependent protein catabolic process via the multivesicular body sorting pathway. Lineage: Eukaryota; Viridiplantae; Streptophyta; Magnoliopsida; Ericales; Ebenaceae.